AUGUGCUACACCCAAACCUUUUUAGCCAUCAUCACACUCAUUUGCUCCCUCCUCCUCACUUUCCUCCCUUCCAAGACCCUCCCAUGGAAUUGGCCGCUGAUGAAGCUCCUGCCGACGGCGUACCUCCGCAGCCACGAGCUCUACGACAAGCUCACGCAGGUCCUCGCCGAGAGCAACGGCACGAUCCUGUGCCGAACCUCGUGGUACACGAACGUGGACACGCUGGUGACCAGCGACCCACGCAACGUGCAGCACGUCUUGAACUCGAGAUCCUCGCUCUACCAGCGAGGAUCCGAGUUCAGGAAGGUGUUCGAUUUCCUGGGAGAGGCGGUGUUCGUGAAGGGCAUCAAGGAGUGGAAGGAGGACAAGAAGGUGACGCACGGAUUCUUCAAGGAGAGCGGGUUCCACGCCGCCGCGCCGGGGAUCAUCCGCCGCACCCUCGAGACGGGCCUCGUCCCGGUCCUCCGCCACGCGGCCGCCUCGGGCGGGGUCCUCGACCUGCAGGAGGUGUUCAGCCGGUACAUGAUCGACGCGACGUGCCUGAUGGCCACCGGGUCGGACAUGGCCUCCCUGAGGGUGGGGUUUCCCCCGUGCCCCCUCAGGGAGGCCAUGGACGACAUGGCCGACGCCGUCUUCUGGCGGAACGUCCUCCCCGAGAAGGUCUGGAGGAUGCAGAACCUUCUCGGGGUUGGGACGGAGAGAAAGAUGGCGCGUGCUUGCAACGACCUCAACCAGAUUAUAGACAGUCUCAUGUCGUCCCGGAAGAAUCAGGACCUCGCCGGAGGCGGCGGCGGCUUCGACGUGCUCGAGUAUUACAUUGCCGGCGGCGAUAGGAAGGAAACCCUAACAAAGGAGUUCAUAAAGGCCAACAUCAUGACUCUCUUUUUCGCGGCAAGAGACACGUCAGCUGCCAUCCUCACAUGGUUCUUCUACCUCAUUUCUGCAAACCCUAGGGUGAAGAAGGCGGUUUUGGAGGAGAUCGAGCGCAUUUCUCCGGCGAGGGAGCAUCUCUUCUCCGACGCGGAGGAUCUGAGCAAACUGGUUUACCUCCACUGCGCGCUAACGGAGAGCUUGAGGCUCUUCCCGCCUGCGCCGGUGAUCAUGAGGGAUCCGACGGAGGAGGACGUGCUGCCGAGCGGGCACCGGGUGGGGAAGUCGACGAAGAUCGUGAUGUGCUCGUACGCGAUGGCGAGGGAGGCGGCGAUAUGGGGAGACGACUGCGGCGAGUUUAAGCCGGAGAGGUGGAUGUGCAAGGGAGGAGGGGUGAGGCACGUGGCGUCGCACAGCUUUCUCGCGUUCGGGUCGGGCCCGUGGGCUUGUCCGGGCCGGGAGCUGGCCCUUGCGAGGAUGAAAGGUGUUGCGGCCACCAUUCUGCACAACUUUGAUGUUGAAGUUUUGGAAGGGCAGAGAGUUAGCCCUAGUGUUUCUGCUUUUCUUACAGUUAAAAAUGGUUUGAAGGCUUCGGUUUCUAGCAGGUGGCUCUGA
Messenger RNA from Salvia miltiorrhiza (redroot sage), 1485 nucleotides. RefSeq names its product alkane hydroxylase MAH1-like. Gene Ontology annotation, molecular function: oxidoreductase activity, acting on paired donors, with incorporation or reduction of molecular oxygen; heme binding; iron ion binding. Bases 1 to 1485 code for a protein of 494 amino acids. The record is from RefSeq and is a predicted model, not a curated record. Lineage: Eukaryota; Viridiplantae; Streptophyta; Magnoliopsida; Lamiales; Lamiaceae. The transcript has a single exon.